Molecule: messenger RNA, 5286 nt
Organism: Patella vulgata (common limpet)
Lineage: Eukaryota; Metazoa; Mollusca; Gastropoda; Patellidae
Exons: 9
Coding region: 170-1375 (401 amino acids)
Biological process (GO): transmembrane transport; monoatomic anion transport
Molecular function (GO): transmembrane transporter activity
Source: RefSeq, a predicted model, not a curated record
CCUGAGAUCGUAAGCGACCUUAAUUCUUGUAAACAUGGCUGCCAUAUUUUGUCAUGCCACGUCGUUUGUUAUAAGUUAUUAAAUAACAGAAAAUGACGCAGUGAAGAUCAUCUUGUGUAUCAAGUAGGGGAUGUAAGCUGUCAUUUUGACAGUGAAACAACAUUUAGCUAUGUUGACUAAAACAUCAAAAACAAUAGCAUUAUGUUCCAUAGCUAAUUUUAUCAAUUCGGCAGAUCGAGUAAUUAUGCCGAUAGCUAUAGUUCCAAUGACAGAUGAAUUCAAGUGGGAUCUACACGGACAAGGUUGGGUUCUCAGCUCAUUUGCAGUUGGAUAUAUGAGUAGUCAGGUGAUUGGUGGUAGUGCUUCCAAGAAAUAUGGAGGAAAGUUGAUAUUAACUGUUUCUGUCCUGUUGUGGUCACUCUCUACUUUCCUGGUUCCUUUUUUUUCAAGCUCAAUUUAUGCCUUGAUAAUGUCAAGAGUAUUUUUAGGAUUGGGAGAAGGGUUGGGAUUACCUACCAUAUUUCAUAUUUUUUCCCAUGCCAUUCCUGGUGAAGAACGAUCACGAGCAUUUGGAUAUCUGGUUGCAUUUGGUUCAAUUGGACAGACUGUUGCAGCAGUUGUUUGUCCACAUUUACCUUGGCCAUGGAUGUUUUAUACCUUUGGAUCAUUAGGUUUUCUAUGGGUUUUAAUGUGGUUGGUGUCAUAUACAGAAAUAAGAGGAACAUAUGAGGAAGAAUUUGUUGAUCCACCAAAAGUAAAUAAUACAAAUGUUCGCUGGUCAGAAUUUAUUUGUCAUUGGCCAUUAUGGUCUAUUUAUAUUGCUCAUUUCUGCAUGAACUGGUCCAAUUAUAUUAUAAUGCAGUGGCUUCCUACCUAUAUGACCAGAAAUCUGAAGGCAAAUAAAAGUCAUAUUAUGUUUACAGCAGUGCCUUAUGUGAUGAAUUCUUUAAUAGGAGUUGUUGCCGCCCAUUUUGCUGAUGCCUUAAUAGGACAUAAAUGGACAGUGUUAUCUGUACGACGAUUAAUGACUACUAUUGGUCUGUUAGGACCAGGUGUAUUUAUUCUAUUUUUUAGUGCUGUAAAUAAUCUUCCUUUAGCAGUUUUUUUUGUAUCAAUAUCAUUAGGACUGAGUGCCUGUAAUUCAUCGGGACAUUUAAGUAAUCAUGCAGAAAUAGCACCAAGUCAUGCUGGAAUAACGUUUGCUAUAUCAAAUACUCUUGCUACCAUACCGGGUAUUACUUGUGGGCCAUUGACAGCCGAGUUAGUAACUCAAUCUCAUGGUCGGUGGUUUCCUGUGUUCAUUAUCGCUGCAGGUGUUAACUUUGUAGGUGCGAUUAUUUACUUAAGUCAAAGUGCAGCAAGCCAACUACUGUGAUGAAUUGAAUAGGGUAUUCCAAAGUUCUGAGUAAAAUGGUGGGGAUAUUAUAACAUGGAAGAAAAUACUGGCUGUGUAUAAGGUAAACACAAUACAGUGGAAAUAUUAUGAGAACUAAGAGGAUGAAUGUAUACAUAACUAUGUGUACUUUAAUAAUGUGAUAAUAACUGAUGUUGAACUUGAAUUUAGAGGUGGAUUUUUAAUAAUCAAUGAAAAUGAUUUUAAAAGGAAUCGUACUUGCCAAAUUGUUUCUGUCACAACCAGCCUGUUUAUGGCCAGUUAAAAUAUUUUUAAAAAUUUUGUACAGUAAAUAAUUUUAUGUAAUGGAAGAAUGAAGGAAUUAAAAACAGCGAUUAGAUUUAUUUUUGAUACAGGUAGCUGGGGAUGGUAAAAAGACAGAAAACAAUAUAAUAUGGAAGACCAAACAGCUCUUUAUUUAGUGUUCUUAAUUCAUAGUCCUUAAUUCUUAUUUCUUCAUUUGUUGUCAUAUUUCGACAUUGGUACUCUAAAAUUAACAUUUGUAUCUUAAAAUCAAUAGUUGUUUUACAAAUCAGACAUUUGUCAUAUCAGAUUUGUAAAAUGUAUUUUUGUUUAACUUAAUUGUAUUUUAAUAUUUUCAAAAAAUUAGCCUAUAUUUACAUUUCAUCAGCGAAAUACAAUGAAAAACAAAUCUCGAACAACAAAUUUCCAAAUACAGAUCUCCAUAUACAAACCUUGCAAAACACAUUUCUUGAAAUUCAUCGAAUCGUAACAUUAUGACGACAUGAGUGGAAAUCAACCUGGCAUACAAUAAGUCACCAUACAAUAAUGGGGAAUUGAGUAAGCAUAUGUACAAUAAGAAAAAUUGCUCGAUGACCGCGACUCUAGUGAAACCAUGUGCGUAGCAUGGCUAAUCGGACCAAGAAGAUAAUUGAAAAUGUCUAUUUUCAGAAAUUAGGUUUUUGAAAUCGUGAUUUUAUGAAUGUGCCAGGGAAUAAGUAAUAUUUUGAAAGAGGAAUAAAAAAAUAAAAAAAUUUCCGGUCAUGCAUUACACGAUAACCCAUAUUUUAACUAUUAAAUACCCCCUCUCACCCCUACUAACUUAAUAGUAUUUAGCCUCAUCCAACUGUAAUACCCUUUUCAAGCUAUGUAAAUUUAAAUGUGCCAGAAUAUAGUUUACAUUUCUGAAAAAGUAAAUGAAAUUUCUUGUCAGUGGUAUUCUGUGUGAUAUCCGGAAUGUCAUAGUAUGGCCCGUAUUUUGACAUUUAAGACCCCACCCACCCCCUCUCCAUCACUUAAUAGUGUUUAAUACUGUACAACUUUUCAUGUUAUUUUCUGCCACAUUUAUAUUUACAUACCUUGAAAAAAGAUCAAAGUUCCAUGGUACUUAAAACUUUAUUAAGUGAGGGGAGGAAUAUUUAAAGUAAAAAAAAAACGAUCUUAAUAAGAAAUUCUGUUCAUGUACUGCUGGAAAGAUGUUUAUUGCUUGCUAUAAAAUGUAAAUUUAUAUUUACAUACCUUGAAAAAAGAACAAAUUUGAAUGGCCCUAACCUGUAUUAAAUGAGGGAGAGGUAUUUAAGGUCAAAAUACGGGCCAUAAUACAAGAUAUCAGGAUGCAUGCCAUUAAAAAGGUCCAAAUAGAUUUUCAAAAUUGUAAAAUAUUUUCUGACAUUCAUAUUUACGUACCUUGUUAUAGCAGAUAUAAUUUGGAUCGUCUUAACUCUAUUUAAGUGAGGGGGUAUUUAAAAAGUCAAAAUACACGUCCUAAUUCAAAAUUCCAGUUUUCGUGUAAUACUUCACCGGAAAGUAUUUGUCUGUCACUCUUUGAAUAUACACUGGUACAUUCAAGAUUACAUAAUUUAGAAGUGAUCAAGUCCUCUUUCGUUUGUCCAAAGAACUAUGUCGCUAUCAAAAAAUAACCUAAUUACUAAAAUUACACUGCUUUCAAUUUAUUUUAUUUUAAAUGCUAGAUCAAAUUAACAUGGAAACAUAACACACACGUGAUUUCACUAAAGUCACGGUCAUUGAGCAAUUUUUAUAUUGUUAUCGCCCCCGUCCGUCCAUCAGUCUGUCGGUCCGGUGCUCUAGAUGCUAAAGUUAAUAUCCGAUUGACUUUAAAGUUAUACAUAGUGUUUAAGGUCAGGAGACGAAGAAGCCUAUUGAUUUUUAGCGAUUUCCAAUAAUUACUGACAGAGUUAUUGCCCUUGAUCACUUUGAAAAAUCUUGUGGAUGCUCUAGAGGCUAAAGUUAAUAUCCGAUUGACUUUAAAUUUAUACACAGUGUUUAAGGUCAUGAGUCGAAGAAGCCUAUUGAUUUUUAGCGAUUUCCAAUAAUUACUGCCAGAGUUAUUGCCCUUGAUCACUUUGAAAAAUCUUUUGAACACUCUAGAGGCUAAAGUUAAUAUCUGAUUGACUUUAAAUUUAUACACAGUGUUUGAGGCCAUGAGAUAAAGAAUCAUUGAUUUUCAACGAUUUCGGAUAAUUGCUGCCAGACUUAUGGCUCUUGAUCACUUUGAAAAAUCUUGUGACGCUCUAGAGGCUAAAGUUAUCAUCCGAUUGACUUCAGAUUGAUACACAGAGUUUAAGGUCUUGAGACGAACAAGUAUAUUGAUUUUCAAUGAAUCUUUAUGAAAUGAAAAUGAAAUGGGGUUUAACGUCCUACUGUUCUGCUCCUAUACUGGGCUAAUGACUUGAACAGCUAAAUCCAUGAUGCUAAAAGUUUCGUAUACUAAACGUUAGCAUGGGGCAGAACCUUUAAAAAACCAAAUAAAUUCUAAUGGUUUUCUGAUAAUUACUUAAUAAGUUGUUACUCUUAAUCAGAUUUUAAUGUAUUAUAAAUGUUUCAUUACCGUAAAAAUAUGCGACAACUCUUGUUGACUGCCCGGACGAUAUAGCUGAUGUGGGCGUAUGCUUCGUUGCCUGGCAACCUAUCUUUCUUAUUGUAUAUAUAUGCUUGCUCGUUUCUAUUUUAUUGUAUGGUGACUUAUUGUAUGCCAGGUUGAUUUCAGCUCAUGUCGUCAUGAUGUUCCAGUUCGAUGAAUUUUGAUAAAUAUUUUUGGAGAAAUGUUUUGCAAAAUUUGUAUUUGGAGAUUUGUUGUUCGAGAUUUGUUUUUCAUUGUAUGUAUAUGUUGAAAUGUAAAUGUAGAUUAUUUUUUUGAUUUACUAAUAUAAAUUUUAUCUUUAUAUUAAAAUACAAUUGAAUUAAACAAAAAUACAUUUUAGAAAUCUGAUAUGACAAAAUAGUGUACAAAUGUUAAUUUUAGUGUACAAAUGUUGAUAUACGACAACAAAUGAAGAAAUAAAUAAGAAUUGAGGACUAUGAAUUAAGAGCUAAGAACACUGAAUGAAGAGCUGUUUGGUCUUCCAUAAUAUAAUAGUGCUGACAAUGAUUGGGAUUCUACACAUGUCUUAUUUUAGUUCCUAUUUUGAAUAACUCAUAAAUAUGAAACGUAGCCAAAUGAUCAAUAUGAGACAGUAGUAUUUGAGAUUUUAAUCCAUAUAGAAUGCAUUUUAAAAACAUCAGCAUCAAAUACAACUAUUUCAUCGUUUUGAACCACUGUUUGUUUAUGGUAUUCAGUAAAACAAAAUUUUAAUUAAGAGAAGCAUUAAAUUUUCAAUUUCUGUUUUGGGUAAUGAUGUUGUACUUUAAAAAAAGUAUUAAAUGAUUCUGUAAGACUGUUUAAUAAAUAUGGUAUUGUGGAACCAACUAAUGGAUCAAGUGCAUUUGUUGUAUGUUUUGUAUGAAAUACACAAUUUCAAGCUAUUUAUAAAAUAAAUACAUGUUAUAAAUAUUGAUGAAUUUAUGUGUAUAUAGAAUUUAAUGAAGUGUUUAAGACUUUUUAUAAAUAUGUAAAUUUAUUUGAACACAAAUGUAACUUCGUCAUGUAUAUAACUUUGUAUAAUUGUAAAUAAAAAUCGUAAUCAAAACAUAAA